GUUGAUUUAGUUUCGUGUAGUGGCCAGCCUGCCUAUUGCGCUAUAAAACGUUCGGAGAGCCGGAAAUCAUCCUCGUUUUCUUCCUGUAUCUCUAGGAGUUAACGAAUCAUGGCGGACGCAGCUCCAGCCCGAGGAGGUUCCCGUGGAGGAUUUGGUGCCAGAGGUGGUGGCCGAGGCGGACCAAGAGGUCGUGGUCGCGGACGUGGUCGUGGCAGAGGUCGCGGCAAAGAAGCUGAAAAGGAAUGGAUCCCAGUCACUAAGCUUGGCCGUCUGGUCAGGGAUGGAAAAAUCCGCAACCUUGAGGACAUUUACCUUUUCUCCUUGCCUAUUAAGGAAUAUGACAUCAUUGACUUCUUUAUUGGAUCCUCCCUGAAGGAUGAAGUUCUCAAGAUCAUGCCAGUCCAGAAGCAAACUAGGGCUGGUCAGCGUACCAGGUUUAAGGCUUUUGUGGCUAUUGGAGACUCCAAUGGCCACAUCGGUCUUGGAGUGAAGUGUUCAAAGGAAGUCGCCACAGCCAUCCGAGGAGCCAUCAUCUUGGCCAAGCUGUCUGUAGUGCCUGUGCGACGAGGCUACUGGGGUAACAAGAUCGGAAAGCCGCACACCGUGCCCUGCAAGGUGACAGGGAAGUGUGGAUCAGUCCAGGUGAGGUUGAUCCCUGCCCCCCGUGGUACCGGCAUUGUCGGUGCUCCGGUGCCCAAGAAGUUGCUGCAGAUGGCUGGUAUUGAAGACUGCUACACCUCCGCUAGGGGCUCUACUGGUACACUCGGCAACUUUGCCAAGGCGACCUACGCUGCCAUUGCCAAGACUUACGCCUACCUCACUCCAGACUUGUGGAAGGACAUGCCUCUCACCAAGGCUCCGUACGCUGAGUUUGCUGAUUACUUGGCCAAGAACCAUCGUCCCACUCCUUCUGCAGCCCACGCAGUAGACCUGUGAAUCACUCAAUAAACCUCCCGUACAACAGA
Molecule: messenger RNA, 965 nt
Organism: Macrosteles quadrilineatus (aster leafhopper)
Lineage: Eukaryota; Metazoa; Arthropoda; Insecta; Hemiptera; Cicadellidae
Gene: RpS2
Product: 40S ribosomal protein S2
Exons: 6
Coding region: 109-936 (275 amino acids)
Biological process (GO): translation
Cellular component (GO): ribosome; cytosolic small ribosomal subunit
Molecular function (GO): RNA binding; structural constituent of ribosome
Source: RefSeq, a predicted model, not a curated record